Molecule: messenger RNA, 2220 nt
Organism: Spirodela intermedia
Lineage: Eukaryota; Viridiplantae; Streptophyta; Magnoliopsida; Alismatales; Araceae
Source: the annotation of a GenBank genome assembly
AUGGAGAGCGCCGCCCCCUCGGGAGGGGGGCCGGGGGGCUAUGCAGAGUCGAUAGACUCGAUGUCACCGAGGUCGCGGGGAGGGGAAUCGUGGGAUGAUUCCUUCCCCCCGUCGGCGAACGUCGCAGCGGCUGCGCAGCUGGCGGGGGGCGGCGGCGGCGCCAAGCUCCGGCUGAUGUGCAGCUAUGGCGGGCAGAUCGUGCCGCGGCCGCACGACAGGACUCUGUGCUACCUCGGCGGGGAGACUCGGAUCGUGGUGAUGGAGCGCCACUCGACGCUGGGCGAUCUUCACGGCCGCCUUUCCCGCUAUGUCGGCGGCCGCCACUUUUGCGUCAAGUACCAGCUCCCCUCCGAGGACCUCGACUCCCUCAUCUCCGUUACCACCGAUGAGGACCUGGAGAACAUGAUCGAAGAGUACGACCGCGUCGCCGCCGCGGCCGGCGGCGGGAAGCCCCUCCGCCUCCGGCUGUUUCUCUUCCCGGCGAAGCCGGAAUCCACCGGAACGGCCUCCUCCAUCGGGUCCCUCCUCGACGACUCCAAGUCGGAGACCUGGUUUGUGGACGCCCUCAACAGCGCCAUGCUCGGCCGCGGCCGCUCCUCCGUGGAUUCCGUCAAUUGCCUUCUGGGGAUCGAGGAAUCCAAAUCCUCCACCAAUGAAGCCGGCGGCGGAGUUAUCCCCCAGGAAUCGGACAACGGGGUGGUCUAUCCCCGGCAAGACUCGUCGGGGAAGAUCGGCGGCGGCGGCGGCAGCAGGCAUGGCGGACAGGAGAUCCACUCCGUCCCCGAUUCGCCGAUGCUCGGUACUUUCUCGUCGUUCGGAUCGGCGUCGUCUGCUCCGUCCCUCUCGAACCUCCCCCCAAUCCGCGUCCGUUCUGACGAUCGAGGCCCCGAGCGGAGGGGGAUCGGCGCCGGAUUGGAGGAGCACUUUGCUCAGAUGAAUUUCUCCGAUCAGAAGCUGCAGCAGCAGCAGACAGACGUCGAGGGCCUCAAUUCCCACCUUCAGCACCAUCCUCCUCCGCCCCCCCAGUUGAUCAACGUUGUUCCCCUCACCGCCGCAUCGGCAAUCGGAGCGAACCCCACCAACGCUUCCCUCGCAGAAAAUCCUAAUUCUACCAAAGUCUUCUCCUCCGAUGACGACAAAUCGGACCACGGAGGCUUCCGGAGAUCCUCGCCCCAGCAUCCCCAGCAGCAACAGCCUCAGCAACUCCAGCAGCAGCAACAGCAGCAGCAGCAACAACAACAACAACAACAGCAGCAGCAGCAGCAGCAGAAACCCAGCGCUCUGGAUCUAUCCGCAUCAGGCGACGCCUUGGCCAGGUACACAUCCGAGGUCCAAAAUCGCCCUAACCUAUCUCCGCAAUCUAUUGACAAUUGCAAAGAGAUUGAUCGAGCUAUUCGUCCUUCGAUUUCUCGACCUAGGUCUGCAUACUAUCAAGAAAGGUCUUCCCCUGCCGCCGAUCCCAUCCAGGAACCACCCCCUUCCGACCCCGGCUUCAGGUUGCCGGUGCAGGUAAAUGAGAAAGGCUACCUGCUGCAGCAGCAGCCCGCACUGCCCCUCCCUUCUCUGCAGGCCGUCGAACAGCUUCAACCACAGCAACAACAAUCACAGCAGCAGUUCCUCCAGGCCAACCCACAUCUUCUCCACCACCAUGCCGGCGGCGCCGUGCUCCCAAUCAACCACUACUACCAUCAGAUGGCUGCCGUCCACUCGCAGCCGCAGUUGCUGCAGGAUCCACACGCCUACAAUCAACAGGUCCCCAUGUACUUCCUCCCCGUUCGGCAGAACCCCGCCUACAACCUCCAGAUGCAACCCAAUUUGAGCGGCGACCCAGUUGCGGCCAAGCCUCUCCCCGGCAGCGUCCUCCCCUCCGGGGUGGCGCCGCCCAAGCAGGAACUCGCCGGCAACAUCUAUCGGCCAGGAGUCAACGCCCCCACCGCCGUCGCUUCGCAGCACCCCCAGCUCAUCCACCUGGGGGCGGAUCAGUCCCACCAGUUCGUCGGCUACCCCUCGAUGCACCAUCACCGGCCGCAGUCAGCUCCCGGGUACGGCUACGAGUAUGCCGACGCAGGCCGCCCGCAGCAGAUAUACUACACCCAGGCGCCGCCCGCCGCCGCUUUGCCCCCUCAGUACCAGGCGAUGACCUCGGCGACGCUCAUGUCCCAGAACCCCUCCCCAGCGCUGCAGCCACCUGCCGAUCCCAAGCCAGGCAAAGCUCCGUAG